UCAAAGCUUGAGCCAAAAGAAAAGAAACCCUGCAACUGCAAUUGCUUAUUCUAAACACCUACGCUCUCUUCCUCUUGCUACAAUUACCAGAGGGGGACUGGCACAGUGGUGGACCUGAAACGGCAGCGUAGCUAUCAGAAGACACACAGCGCAAGAAAUGUUUAGGAACCAGUACGACACUGACGUCACCACAUGGAGCCCCGCCGGCAGGCUCUUCCAGGUCGAAUAUGCUAUGGAGGCCGUCAAGCAGGGUUCGGCGGCAAUUGGACUCCGAUCUAAGACUCACGUGGUUCUCGCUUGUGUCAAUAAGGCUAAUUCCGAGCUAUCCUCUCACCAGAAGAAGAUAUUCAAAGUCGAUGACCACAUUGGCGUUGCUAUCGCAGGCCUAACCGCUGAUGGUCGCGUACUAUCGCGGUACAUGCGAUCCGAAUGCAUUAACUACAGUUUCACAUACGAGUCCGCGCUUCCGGUUGGUCGACUCGUCGUUCAACUCGCUGAUAAGGCUCAGGUAUGCACCCAACGCUCUUGGAAACGGCCAUAUGGUGUUGGGCUGCUGGUGGGUGGCUUGGAUGAAUCUGGAGCUCACCUCUACUACAAUUGCCCUAGUGGGAACUAUUUUGAAUAUCAGGCAUUUGCUAUUGGAUCUCGCUCACAAGCUGCAAAGACCUACUUGGAACGCAGGUUUGAGAACUUUGCGGACUCUUCACGGGAAGAUCUGAUUAAGGAUGCUCUCAUUGCAGUUAGGGAAACCUUACAAGGAGAAACACUGAAGAGCUCCAUUUGCACAGUUGCUGUAUUAGGAGUUGGGGAGGCAUUCCACAUAUUGGAUCAGGAAACUGUACAGCAGUUAAUUGAUGCAUUUGAGAUUGUUGCAGAGCCAGAGGGUCCUGCUGCUGAACCUGAUGCUGCCGCCGAGCAAGGUGAAGGCGCUGAUCAAGGACCUGCUGCUGACCAGGGUGUGGCUCCAAUGGACAUAUGAGAAUCCGAAAACAACAGCUGCUUCCCUGUGCUAGUUUUUUUUUUUUUUUUUUUUGAUGUUUUUAAGCAUGUUUUGCAGAAGUUAGUUGAAAAUGAAUGGCACCAUGGGAGACAAAUUCUUGGAUUAUUUAUGUGCAAACAUUUUUAUUCUAGCUUUUGGCUAUGUUAUUUGGAACUCAUACACAGUUCUCAGAAAUGGGUGCAGCACCCAUUUCUCUAUAUUGACUUGUUAACUUAAUAAUUUUUCACGGGCUUAUUUAGUUUAA
This is a messenger RNA of Manihot esculenta (cassava), 1244 nucleotides long. Its product is annotated as proteasome subunit alpha type-1-B. Lineage: Eukaryota; Viridiplantae; Streptophyta; Magnoliopsida; Malpighiales; Euphorbiaceae. The record is from RefSeq and is a predicted model, not a curated record. Gene Ontology annotation, cellular component: proteasome core complex; proteasome core complex, alpha-subunit complex. Bases 158 to 979 code for a protein of 273 amino acids. The transcript has 2 exons. Gene Ontology annotation, biological process: ubiquitin-dependent protein catabolic process.